This is a messenger RNA of Chelmon rostratus (copperband butterflyfish), 1407 nucleotides long. RefSeq names its product leucine-rich repeat-containing protein 74A-like. Lineage: Eukaryota; Metazoa; Chordata; Actinopteri; Chaetodontiformes; Chaetodontidae. Gene Ontology annotation, molecular function: calcium ion binding; protein binding. The record is from RefSeq and is a predicted model, not a curated record. The transcript has 13 exons. Bases 1 to 1407 code for a protein of 468 amino acids.
AUGGACCAGUGUGAGCAGAACAGGGUCGAGCUCCAGCUCAGCGAGGAACAGCAGCCAUCUGAUCAGUCCGCCCUGCCCACAGGAAACCCGGAUCGGAUGACGGGCGAGGAGCAGCCAACUCAAGGCCAAGAGGGUGACGGAGGUGAUGAUGAGUGGGACACUGAUCUGGAAACAGACAAUGCCACCAAUCAGAGACAGCGUUUGUCCCGUGUGGAGCUGUACCUGCAGGCCUGUCUGCAGACAGGGGCCGUUCCCAUUUCCUCCUUCCUCCGCAACUUGAGUGAAGCCAAUCUCAACCUGAACCACUGUGGCGUGGGACCACUGGGGGCCAAAGCUCUGGCCAUAGCUCUGAAAAAUGACAGUGCCGUCACCAACCUCGAGCUGGCGGACAACGCGCUCUGCGCAGUAGGGACACGCUACCUGAUGGAGAUGAUUCAAACAAACAGCAGCAUACAGAGUCUGAAUCUUUCCAACAACCAGCUGAGCCAAGAAGGAGCGAACAUCAUCUCCAAAAUGCUGCAAGACAACUACUGCAUCAAAUCCAUCAACCUCUCAGGAAAUGAUUUUGAUGAUUCUGCUGCUAAAUACAUAGCUGAUGCUUUAAAGAGUGACUAUAUGCUCAGAGAGCUGGACCUCAGUUCCAACAGGCUGUAUGACGCAGGAGGAGAACACCUGGGUCAAAUGUUAGCCAGAAAUGCAGGCAUUGAAGUCCUAAAUCUGAGCUGGAAUCACCUUUGCAAGCGUAGUGCAGCGGCUUUGAGUGCCGGGCUGGAGGUGAACACGACCCUGAGGGAGCUCUGGCUCUCGUGGAACAGUUUUGGCCGCGCUGGGGCAGAGUCGCUGGGUCAAGCGCUGAAACAAAACAGCGUGCUGGAGCUGCUGGACCUCAGCAGUAACCAGUUAGACGACAGGGCCGUGACGCUGCUCUGCCAGGGCCUGGCCACCAACGACACCCUCAGGGUCCUAAAGCUGGGCCAAAACCCCCUGACAAGUAUCGGAGCUCUGACGCUGCUCAGAACAGUUAAAAACAACACGAAAUCAGCAGUGGAGGAGAUCGAUAUUUCUACGGUGUUUGUGUGCGAGGCCUUUGUGGAGCUGCUGGAGGAGGCCCGUCAGAGGCGCCCUGCUCUGGAUGUUCGCUACAGCGUCAUGAGCUGCGUCACCAGGAACGUAUCUGCCCUCCAGAUCUUUCAGAAAUUCCUUAAAGAGCGAAACGAGAGCAUCAUGGGCUUCUUCCAGGCUUUGGAUAAAGAUGGAACCAUGAAGGUCUCCACCUCUGCCUUCAGGAAGGCUGUUAAGGCAGCCAACGUACCUCUGGACCAGCGACAGCUUGAGUGGUUGAUCAAGAAGUUUGACACGAACUGCACAGCCACCAUAAUCUACAGUCAGUUCGCUGAGCUGUCAUAG